AUGGACCUCUCACGGCAAGAGUACCCGAUGCUACUGGCUACCCUGCACCCUAGCCAAGCUACGACUGUUCUGAGCGAUCGCAUCCGAGUGAUUAACAAGAUCAAUGCGGACAUCGCGGAUUACCUACAGGAGCGACGUCGUGUGGAAGAAACAUAUGCCCAAGGCUUGCGGAAGCUGGCGCAUCGACCGCAGCUAGACAAUGGAGCUGCUCUUGGCAUAUUCCAGAUCCCCUGGCAACGCAUCAUCAAUGCCACUGAAACGCUCGCUGUGUCUCACGAAACGCUCGCCAACAAGAUCGAGGAGGAUGUCGAGCGACCGCUGAGGGAAUUCAGCACCAAACACCGCGACAUGCAGUCGAUGCCUGGUAUCCAGAGCAAUCUGGCGGGGUUGGCCAAGAAUGUGGAGAAUGCGCAGAAGAAGGUGGACAAGGCCAGGGCCAAGGGCGUCAAAGGCGCAGACAAGCUAUCCAAUGAGAUUGCCAAUGCCGAGGAAGUGACCCAGCAGUGGGAAUCGCGGGCUCCAUUUGUUUUUGAGCAACUCCAGGCCGCCGAUGAGAGCCGGCUCAAUCAUCUUCGUGAUGUUUUGACGCAAUUGGAGACCCAUGAGGUCGACCAGGUCGAGCGCGCUCGCCAGGCUGCUGAGAGCUGUCUAAACGUCCUUCUGAAUGUUGAGACUGCAGACGAGAUCAAGACCUUUGCCACUAAGAUGGCGGGAACGCGGGUUCCUGUCUCGCCUGUCGUUUCCCGGAGACAAACAGAUCGAACGGAGACGCCCUCUGUGCCUGAACCGGGACCCGAACGGGCAGCAACUACGCCAAUGGAAGCACCAGUGGCCACACCCCCAAUAGAGACGCCUUUUUCACCACCUUCACGUAUCCAGGAUGAUGCCGCGAGUCAGCGAUCAGAGGAGAGACAAGCUGUUACCCAGACUCCCCCAGCUCCUGUACCCGAGGCACAGCCGCGACACACCCCACUGGGAGGGCUGCGACGACUUGGAACUGUAAUGAACAGGCGAAAGAGUGUCGUUGGACCUUCUGCUGGAUCAUUUGAGCGAAAGGCAGACAAAAAGCGCAGUCCAUUCUCCCCCUUCAAGAGAAGUGACUCUGCUCGCGAUCUUCAAAUACCGGAAUCCCCUCCUUCAACAGCCAUUGAUCGUCCAGGGACAUCUUUGACUGAAAAUGCCUCCUUGCGCAACUCUAGUGUAGACCACAGUGGAUUUGAUGCUGCACCUGGUGCUGCGGCAUUUUCCGAGUCUACCAAUGGGGCUGCCGCCGAGCCUAACGCUCAAUUCAUCAACAGCCAUGUCAACCCUCCACAAGUUGAUUCCGAGGGAUAUACGGAGCGCCCAUCCACGAUGGACGAGAUCUCGCGUGCCCAAAACGAAGCAGCGGGUAUUGAAGAUUCUGGUCUGAACUUGACCAUCAGAGACCAACCUAUUUUCGAGGACGAGAGCCAGGCACAGCAAGCUAUGAGUGAAAUGGCGAACACCCUCCGAUUGCAAGCUCAGCAGACGGGAGGAAUCAGACGCAACGCGGGCACGAUUCGCGGGCGUCGUGAUGUUCGCAACACUGUGUUUGUUCCUUCACCAGGCAGCGAGCUGCCUCCAGCCCUGGGAGCGCAACAGUCCCAAGCACCAACCUCGCCAAUCAGAAAUGUCACAUCUCCCAGCAUCGCACCUAGCGUCACAGACGAUCACACUGUUUCGGAUUCUACUUCUGUUCGCUCCGGCCACACUAUGCACGGCCCAGGAGCUUCCGUUCAUCCUGACCUCUAUGAGGCAGGCUUGAAUGCCUCAAUCAUUGAAACCGUCAACGCCUGGUUCUCUGAGGGUGGUGUCACUCAGUCCUUCGUGGUUGGCGAGCUUGCUCUGGCAAACAACCCCACUCCAGGUGGUGUAGCAGAGAAUGUACGCAUUCGUCUUGAUAACUUCCAAGUGCUCGAGAAGGUAGCAGCCAACCCAAACUUCGUUCACGGGGCCGUCAAGGAGGCCGGCGACGACAAGACAGGCGAAUACGAUAUCCAAGUUGGCAGCAUCUCCCGCCCCAUGCCAACAGUGGCAUUUAAGUACCAACUGCAUCUGGACAAUCCCUCCGCCUACUGCCCUGUUAUCUUUAAGCCAAACUGGAAACUGGAAGAAUUCCAGGCCAGUGCCAUCAUCUACUAUUCAAUCAACCCUUCUUUCGUCUCGGGUUCAGUCGAGCCGAUUUCCCUGAAGAACGUAGUCCUCACUGUCAAUCUUGACACCUCUGUCGAGGACGAAACCACCAAAACGCCACGCGAGUCAGUCGCACACGCCACCAGCGCAGCCAUGUACCCCAAUAUUGGUGCUGUCUUCCGCCGCAAAACUUCAACCGUCACAUGGAGAAUCCCCGAGCUCGAAGUCAAGGCUCCUACUACACCUGGCGAUGAUGGCAAGUUCCUUGUCCGCUUCUCGACUUCUACCAGCUGGCCUCGGAAGGGCACCGUCGAAGCCAAGUUUGAAAUGCGCACCACCGAGUCCGCCUCGAGACUGGGUAUCAGCCGCGCCACCGCUGACGCAGAACCAAAGGAAUCCGAUCCUUUCGCUGAUGAGGGUCGUGAAUCAUUAUCUUCCUCGGUUUCGUGGCAAGAUGUCCCAACAGCACGCAAGUUGAUUGGCGGGAAAUACGUCUCAACUUAG
Molecule: messenger RNA, 2658 nt
Organism: Penicillium nucicola
Lineage: Eukaryota; Fungi; Ascomycota; Eurotiomycetes; Eurotiales; Aspergillaceae
Exons: 5
Coding region: 1-2658 (885 amino acids)
Biological process (GO): septin cytoskeleton organization
Cellular component (GO): cytoplasm; plasma membrane; endocytic vesicle
Source: RefSeq, a predicted model, not a curated record